This is a messenger RNA of Caenorhabditis angaria, 2523 nucleotides long. The record is from the annotation of a GenBank genome assembly. NCBI's taxonomy places the organism in Eukaryota, Metazoa, Nematoda, Chromadorea, Rhabditida, Rhabditidae.
AUGUCGGAUUCGCCAGAAGAUCUUGGUGUUGAUUUCGAUGUGGUGGUUAUUGGUGCGGGUAUUUCGGGAUUGGUGGCUGCCAGAGAAUUGGAGACAAGAAGUCCGAAGACGAGAGUGAGUUUUUUCGUUGAAAAAUUGAAGUUUCGUGGGAAAAUCUUUUUUUUUUAAUGAAAUUGAUUUUUCAUAUGCGAUCACAUGCAAGGCUAAAUAACAAAUAUCUUGGAAAAAGUAAACAAUUAUUGUUUUCCGUCGAGUGUAAGAACACAGAGAAAGAAUAGAGAGAAAAAUGGAAAGUGCAAAAAAGGGAAACCGGGAAAAGACAUUACCAUAGUUGUUUUUUUGAUCUCACUGAUCUUUUGAACUUCUAUUCUAAUGAUCGGAAAAUCUGGUCUUUUUUCGGAUUCGGGAAGUUCAAAAAAUUAUGUUUUUGGAAUGAUAAAUUGAACGAAAGUGAUCAGAUUUUAGAGAGAAUAAAUAUAUGUUGUAAAUAUCAAAAUGAUAGGUUUUAAUGUUUUCUCAAAACUCUGACAUUAGUUUUUUGUGAAGUUAAAACUCAAAUGGGUUUAUUUCAUGCAUAGCCAACUAUUAGAAUUUUUAAUUAGAAAAUACCUUCCUUUCAAAGAGCAUUUUUUAAAAUAAGCAAGUUUUGACUAUAAUCAAAGAAGCAUAGAGAAGUUUUUACAAGUUUACAUAAAAGACACUGAAAAAUGCGAAACAAUAAAGCUUCUCAUUUUCAGAUUCUAAUCCUCGAAGCAAAAGAUCGUGUUGGUGGUCGAACUCUUGGAGUAGAAAUGAAAACAGCCAAAUACACCAAAGAGUAUUUUGAUCUCGGAGGACAAUGGGUUGGAAGAACACAACGACAUAUUUUGGGGUUGUUAGAUGAACUCGAUUUCAAAACCUAUGAACAAUAUGAGGAUGGGGAUAAAAUUGCACAAAUGGGUGUCUCGAAGCCAAGAAAAUAUUCAUCGAAGUUGCCAGUUACUAGUUUAAGGUGAAUCUUUUUUCUGAAAAUGUUUCUUCAAUAACACAAAAAUAUUCCAGACAAUUCACCAUUUUCGAAAUUUUCGAUUCAAUUGCCUCAUUCGCUAAACUCACUUGGUUAACAAGAUUCAUCAAUCCAUUUGAUUAUUUUUCAUCAAAGAAAUCAACGAAUCUUGAUGAUAUGUCUGUUUCAAAAUGGUCUCGUGAAAAUUGUUGGACUCGAGCGAAUCAAGAUGCAAUCGAUAUUGCAACUCGAAGUAUUUUUGGAGUUGAGCCAAAUCGAAUGAGCAUGUUGUAUAAUUUAGUUGUUGCACAAUCAGCUGGCAAUUAUUUGAAUCUUUGCGAAUGUGUUGGUGAUGGUGCACAAGCUCUGAAAAUCAAUGGUGGAGCAUUUCAAGUUGCUCAAAAUUUGGCGGGAAAUUUGGAAAAUAUUCGACUAGAACAUGCUGUUUCUGAAAUUAUUGUUGAUGAACAAACUGGAAUAACUUGUAUAAAAGGAAUUGAUUUAAAAAAUAAUCAAGUUUUCACUUUCAAAUGUUUGCAUGUAAUCUCAGCAAUCCCACCAAAUCAAUGCGGAAAAAUCCAAUGGACUCCAAGUUUACCAGAUUUGAAACGACGAUUAUUUGAUGGUUGUAUGCAAGGAAAUCUGAUCAAAUUUGUAGUCACAUUCGAAGUUCCAUUUUGGAAAACAAAUGGUUUAUCCGGAGAAAUUGUUAGCACUGGAAGAACACCAAAUAUAGGCGAAGUUCAUCCAAUAAUUUGCACUUAUGAUGGAACAACAGCUAUUGGAGCACCAGCAAUUAUUGGAUUUAUGAAUGAAGAAUAUGCUGAUAAACCAUUUAAUGAACGAUGCAAUGCAGUUGUGAAUGAUUUGAUUAGAUUUAUGGGAGAUGAUGCACUUCGACAUUUUUUGGAUUAUAAAGAUAAGAUUUGGGCGCAUGAACAAUAUAAUGGAGGAUGUCCAAGUAUUUAUGUGCCACCUGGACAAAUGGAUGCAUAUCAAUAUAUUCGACAACCCUUUUACAAGUUAGUUAUUAGAAUUUUUUUUUUGGGGGGGGGGGGGGACUUUUAGAAUUCGGCCUAGGUUCGUAAAUAAUUCACAAGUUUUAAUUUCUCAUUGAAACACAUUAUAGUGUUCAUUUUGCUGGAACUGAAAGUGCCACAGAAUGGAUUGGUUAUAUGAGUGGAGCUGUCCAAAGUGGAUAUAGAAGUGCUCACGAAGUUCUUCAAUGUAUGGAAAAAUUUGACAAAGUCACCUAUGAACAUCUAGUAAGAGUUAAGAAUUUUUCGGAAAACUAGUCAUCCUUUUUAUUCUAGAAAGGCACAAUUUACGAUCAAGAGUAUUGUCCUCCAAAACUUCCAUCAAACAUCUAUGAUGAAACCCGAUCACCGUGGUGGCGUCGCCUUUUCUUCAUGAGUGGUCUGCUUUUUGGAAUCUAUGCCUACAGUAGACAUUAUAGACUUUCAAUUGUUGCUAGAACUGUGAAACCAAUUGAAAAUCGACUUGUCAAAUACUUUUUCGAUGUUGAUUGGCCAGAGUGA